CAAAUAACAAAUAAUUAAAAUAAUCAAUAAUCCAAACAAUUAAAAAAAAUAUAUUAUAUAGUUUUAAGAAAAAUAAUAUUUUAGAAUCAAUAUUAUUUUUUUUCACCUACUCUAUAUCCACUUGUUUUUUUUAAUCUGAUCAUAUAUAAUUAUUACUGUAUUUUGUUUUAAAUUUGUUGUUAUAUUAUCUUGUUAUUUAUUUGUAAUACUUUUAAUUGUUAACAUUACUAUUAUAAAAAAAAAAGCAUUGUAUUCAAAAAAAAAAAAUGUAUAUCCUCAAGUAUGUAUCUGUAUUCCUUUUGAUGACACUUUGUGUCUUCAACAGUGGUGUCCAUGCCAAAACUGUAACCGUUGAUGGUUCAAAAUGUGGUACCUGCCAAUUAGAAUCAUUAUUAGGUGGUAUUGGUGGUGUAUUAAGUCAAGCUGAUGAUAUUAUCAUCAAGGGUAUUCCAAACGCUGUCUACACAAUCAGCAAGCCACUCAUGUGUCGUACUAUGAACAUUACCAGCGGUACUGUCAACUUAAAUACAAAUAUGAACUUAAAAGGUGACCUUUGGAUUGCUUCCGGUGCUCUUUUAGUUGUCAAUGGUGCUCUCUCUGGUAACAGUCUCAUCAACCUCGAUGGUAACAUCCUCGUCAAAGGUGGUGUCUCAUCAAUUGGUCAAUUAAACUGUAAUGGUCAAUUAAAAGUUGAAUCUGGUUCAUUAACUCUUAAUGGUUUAUUAGCUUCAGCUACCUCAAUGCCAAUUGUUUCAGGUGGUUCUUUAAUCAACAAUGGUAAAUGUAUUUACAACUCAUUACCAGUUGUUUCAGGUGCUUCCCAAUUCAUUGUUAACGGUGCUACCACUUUAACCAAAGGUAUUAGCUGUUCAGACAAGUCCAUUUUAAGUAUUGCUGCCAAAGCAACUGCUGAUAUCCAACAUGACUCAAAGAUUUUAAAUCCAAUUAAAAUCGAUGCUGCUGGUGAAAUCAAAUUAACCAAAGGUAAUCACGUAUUCAAUGGUGUUAAUGGUGCUACCAACUCAAUCAUGACAAUCGUCGACGGUGCUGUUUCAAUGAAUGCCCCAUCUAAAUGUCACUCCAUUAAUCUCUCUGGUGCCGGUUCAAUCUUAGUAAAUGCCAAUUCAAUUGUUAAUGAUAUCAAAGCAAAAGCUACCGCUAAAAUUGAUCUUGCUGCAACUGGUCUCUUAAACAUCAACGGUAAAGCUGAUAUUGAUGCCAUGGUCAACUUAAAAGACAAAGCUCAAAUUAUUGCCGCUGCCAAAUCAACUGUUAACCUCUUAGGUGGUAUUACUUCAACUGCUACUUCACAAGUCCAAGCUAUGGAUAACUCUAUUCUCAACAUGGGUAAAAACUGUAUGUUCUCACAACCAAUCAUCGUCGGUAAACAAGCCACUCUUAACCUUAACAAUGGUAACCAUGACUUCCAACAAGGUGUUCAAUCAGAAAGCACUUCAACCACCAACAUUGCCAAAGACUCUAAAGUAAAAGCCAACAAAGACUGUAAAUUCGGUAUUCUUAACGUUGCCACUGGUGCUGAUGUUAACAUUAACUCUGGUACAACUGUCGUCCAAGGUCCACUUACCACUGCUGAUAAAUCAAUCUUUGCUGUUACCAACGCCGUCCUCAACCUUAAAGGUGCCUCAAUUCUUAAAGCCCCAUUAAACAUUAAUGCUAAAGCCAAAGCCAUCAUUGAUGCUAAAACUGAUCUCUUAUCAGGUAUCAACGCCCACAUCGACGCACACAUUGACAUUAACCAUAACCUUAACAUCCUCGGUACUUCAAAUAUCCAAUCUGCUACUAAUAUCAAUGCCAACGGUCUCCUUGUUUUCGGUGGUUCAAAAGAUGUCACCCACAAAUGCUCUGGUUCAAUCAAAUCUGACUCUAAAUCAACUCUUAACGUUCAAAGUGGUGCCAUCCUUCAUCUUGACGGUGAUGCUACUCUUGCUGGUAUCCAUAAAUUAAUUGAUGGUUCACAAAUUGUUGUCAACGGUAAUGCUAACAUUGUCACUGGUUUAACUUCAGUCGGUACUGCUUUAUCUCACUUCACUGUUGGUCCAACUGGUAAAUGUGUUUUAGGUAAUGUUCCAAUGCCAUCACUCCCAGGUUUCCCAUCAUUCCCAAUGUCAUCAGGUAAUUCAUUCCCAUCAUCAUCAUCAGGUAACUCAGCCCCAUCAUCAGGUAACUCAGCCCCAUCAACUGGUUCAUUCCCAUCAUCAGGUAACUCAGCUCCAUCAUCAGGUAACUCAGCCCCAUCAACCGGUUCAUUCCCAUCAUCAGGUAACUCAGCUCCAUCAUCAGGUAACUCAAUGCCAUCAACCGGUUCAUUCCCAUCAUCAGGUAACUCAAUGCCAUCAACUGGUUCAUUCCCAUCAACUGGUUCAUUCCCAUCAUCAGGUAACUCAAUGCCAUCAACUGGUUCAUCAAUGCCAUCUGGUCCAUCACACCCAUCAAUUAUCAACGGUAAUGUUAUUGUUAACGCUGGUGGUUCAUUAGAUGUAUUAGGUAAAUGUAAUGUUGGUUCAACUCUUCAAAAUAUGGGUUCAUUAAUUGUCACCCAACCAAUCGUUGUUGCAGGUACUGCCUUCACCCAAUCAGAUGCCAAAGCAACCUGUAAUUUAAUUGCUGGUGGUUCAAUUGAUGCUAAAGUUGUCGAUUUCGUUAAAGGUACCGUUCAAGGUGUUGGUGCUCUUAAAUGUGGUAGCUGUAACUUUGCCAAUAACAUUGCUGCUAACUUAAAUAUUGUUGGUAAUGUUAAAAUGGCCUCAACUGCAACCAUUAUUGCUAAUCUUGAUGCUUCAAUCAAUGCUGCUCUCUCUAAAAUGACUGGUACUAUUACUCAAACCUCAACCAAAACAAUCAACGGUAAAUCAACCACUACCACCUCAACCAAGACUUUCAACUUUGGUGAAUCAUAUGUUCCAAUGAUCGUUGCUUCAGGUACUGCUGAAAUUGCUGGUAAACUUAACAUUGUCGCCUCAGCUGACUCUGCUGCUAAAAUUGCCACUGGUACUGUCUUCAAAUUUGUUUCAGCUCCAACUGUUAAGGGUUCAUUCUCUGGUAUUACCAACUUUGUUGGUAGUGCUGCUGGUAGUGCCGCUGGUGCUGCUAAUGGUGCUGCUGGUAUGGCUACUGGUGCUGCAAGUGGUGCUCUUUCAAAAGCCUGGUCACUUGUUCACUCACCAUGUGCCUGUGAUUGUGGUUUCAAAUAUAACUAAACAAAUAAACCAUGCACAAUAUAACUAACAAAACUUUUUAAACCCC
Dictyostelium purpureum is the source of this 3264-nucleotide messenger RNA. RefSeq lists its product as uncharacterized. The transcript has a single exon. Lineage: Eukaryota; Evosea; Eumycetozoa; Dictyosteliales; Dictyosteliaceae. The coding region runs from base 267 to 3218 and encodes 983 amino acids. The record is from RefSeq and is a predicted model, not a curated record.